Molecule: messenger RNA, 6300 nt
Organism: Ilyonectria robusta
Lineage: Eukaryota; Fungi; Ascomycota; Sordariomycetes; Hypocreales; Nectriaceae
Product: ankyrin repeat-containing domain protein
Exons: 2
Coding region: 1-6252 (2083 amino acids)
Molecular function (GO): protein binding
Source: RefSeq, a predicted model, not a curated record
AUGAGUCUUUUGCACCGUGAUGUAGAGUCGGACAGCGAUGGGUUUAACACUGGAGAGUUUGACGAUAAUACCGUUUUAAUACGGCGCGCCGACGUCAGCGAUUUCAAUCCAGGUAACAUCCUGCCAGAGCCAGCGGCCGUGCUGGGCGACAUCACGAGUUGGCUCAAACCGACAGAAUACGACGACGAUGGCAGCGAGUAUCAAAAACACAUCUCCUUUCGCCUCCCGGGCACUGGCGAUUGGGUCUACUCCACCGAUGAAUACCGGCAAUGGCAUGACGGGCCAGACCCCGGCAUAUUCUGGGUUCGAGGCACCCCAGGAUCUGGAAAAUCAGUUCUCGCCGCUUCCCUGAUCAAGAAACUCUCCCAAGAGGAGUGCCCGGUGCUUUACUUCUUCUUCCGGCAUACUAUUGCCGCCAACAACAACCCCAGUGCAGCCGUUCGCGACUGGCUAGCUCAAGUCUUGAAGUUCAGCCCACCACUGCAGGUGGAGCUCAAGAAAUGCGUCCGAGAAGGCCAGGGCGAAGAAGUCAGCGUCGAGAAGCUAUCCAUUGCCGAAUUGUUUCAUCUACUCCGUACGGCAUUGUCGCAUCUGCCCAAGGCCUACAUCCUCGUCGAUGCCCUUGAUGAGAUGGACCAGGAUGCCCUGGAGUCUUUUCUGCAGCAUUUUUAUGAACUAGUCAAGUGGCAUCCUCUUGAGUUGAAGCUCUUCAUGACCAGCCGUCCGGUGGCAGUCGUCGAGAAGAUCGUCAGGAGCGUCAAAGUACUCGAUGUUCGGCUGCAUAAGCAACGUGUUGAGCCCGACAUUGUGGCCUAUGUCCAGCACCGACUUGCCGACUCGUCAAUCCCAGCCGAUAGCCUCUCUCGCAUCGCAAAGACCAUCAUGGACCGUUGUGAUGGCCUGUUUUUAUAUGCGAGGCUGGCCAUAGACCAUGUGUUGGAACGGCCUGACCAGGACCUGGACAAUAGCCUUCGAGCUAUCCCUGCCGGGCUAUCGAUCGUGUAUUCGAAUAUCCUUGAAGAACAGUCCGACAGAACCGACAUUCCAGUCGGGCUGCAACAGUUCGUCUUAGAGCUUGUCACGCAUGCGACUCGACCGCUGCGCCUACUGGAAAUCUCCGACCUCGCCAACGUCACUCGCGAUAUGGGAAACCUGGGCACAACCAAAAAUCUCAUCCGCUCCGUUUGCGGGCCUCUCCUUGAAAUUCUCCCGGAUGAGACUGUCCAUGUUGUCCAUCACUCUUUGACUGAAUUUUUGAAUGGGACGACCAGAAAUACAGGCCAGAGCACCUACCCCGUCUUUGAGCCUGGACCGACGCAUAACCGCCUGGCACUCCUGUGUAUCUCGUAUCUUCGAGCAGGAUGCCUGGAUAGUUACAAUAUCCAGCCGAAUGACUUCUUCCAUCGCGGACUUCAAAAUCGAUUCGACCAAGUGCUUCCCCCUUUCACGCGGUACGCAGCAUUGAACUGGCAUGUCCACUUUCGAAAGGCCAUACGAGCUGGCCAUGACCAGUCUGAGGUCAACAAACAGGCCCAUGCCAUGCUCGUGAACGAGAACCUGGAGAAGUUGGGAAUCCUAGCUGGGGCUAGCGAGACAUGUGGCUUUACACCCCUUGGCCUCGCAACAUUUUUCAAACUGACAAGCCUUGCCAGAGAGGUUCUGGACCACGAAAAGGCCAACUCCGAGGCCAACCAAAGCAUCAAAGAACCACCCUUUCGACAUGCCGCUGCAACCGGGGAUGUGGAGCUCGUCAAGCUCCUCCUUGAGUAUGGCGCAGAUCCAAGGGCGUAUGACGAAAGUGGCGAAAGUACUUUGCAUUUUGCUGUUCGUUACAAUCAACAUCAGGUCGUCAAGGCUUUGCUCGAUGCCAGUGUCGAUCCUUUGAUCCCUAGAGGAGAGGACAAACGACUGAUGGAGAAUGUAAUUGGGGAAGGACUGACCGACUCACCCACGGGCUCACCCGUCGAUUAUGCCGUCCGUGAAGGGGACCUUCAAAUGGUCUCAAUCUUUACCCCCCACCUCAAAACUGCCGAAGUGGCAAACUGGGCUCUCGAGCGAGCCGUCAUAAACCAGAGGCGGGAGAUCUUAGGGCACCUAUUAGAACACCCUAUGGUUCAUGUCAACUCCAAGCUCCGCUUUUGCACGCCUCUUUACACAGCGUGCGCAUACCGUGAUGCGGACUCCAUUAAUCUUCUUCUCAAGGCCGGUGCGGAUCCGAACAUCGUGCACAACAUAGAUUCUUGGACUGAAAGGAGUGAUGACGAAAUUGCAAAAACAGGCUACAAUGUUUUACAUGCGUUGGCUGGUUUCGGUGAGCCAAUGCCAUUGAAUCCUAUCAAGCGUAGCAAUGAUACGGAGACAAGACGAUGCUUCAGGUUGGUGCUCGAUGCUGGAGCUAAGCUCGACUUGGUCGACAUCAAGGGCUGCACUCCCUUGCACAUUGCUAGUGACGCCAUAGCCGUCGAAUGUUUACUUGACGCAGGUAUCGACCCCAACGUUACUAACCGGGCUGGAGAGACUCUGUUGCACACAACCAGAAGUGAGGACAUCCUGCGGAUUCUGGCACCGAGGGUAGACAUCAACGCCAAGUCACAGCUUUCUGGUGCUACCCCUCUCUUGGGUACACUGAAGGAGCGAUACAUUAAUAGUGACUUCAAGAUCAAAAAGGCCUCUCUACUAUUGGAACUUGGUGCCAACGCUGCUGCUGUCGAUGACGAAGGCAACGGAACGCUCCAUCAUAUAGCGGCCACAAAUCGACUUGGGCAACCCGGCCUCCUUCUUCUCCAGCAACUGCAUGCAAACGGAGCCGAUGCCAGUCUCAGGAAUAAUGAAGGGAAGACGCCUCUACACUGGUGUGUGCCCGGAACCGGGUCAGGGAAAUACGGAAUGCGCGAAGGCACGAUGGUGCUGGACGAGCUGAUAGCCUGUGGGGCAGACCUUGAGAUAAAGGACAACGAGGGCCAAACAGCCCUAUUCCAGAUGAUGAGCAGCAAUGAUGGAUACGGUGCAGAGGGAAAAAUCAAGCUUUGUGAGCAGAUGGUGGCGGGCGGUGCGCGGAUCGACACUAUGGACCUCGAGGGUAGGAAUCUCCUGCAUUGUGCGAUGGAGUCUUCGUGGUCUGGUGCCAGUCUUGUCCGUUUCUUGGUCUCUCAAGGCAUUGAUCCGCAUCAGACUGACAGCAGGGGCAACACGCUCUGGCAUCUAGCGGCUCCGAGGUUUGCAAAGGCACCGCCGGACUCCGCCAUGAUCUCAGAACUACGCGGUUUGGGAGUCAACCCUGUGAGGAAGAAUCACGACGGCCAGACUCCUCUUCACAUUGUCGCUAGGUUUCAUCCCUCUGCGUUCCGCUCGAGCAACAGCUUUUCCUCCAAUGGCAGGCCAACAAAUGCGGAUGAUGCUUGCUUUUUCGACACCUUCGUUAGCUUGUACAAGAACGUUGACUGCGUCGACAACGACGGCGUCACACCUCUGCAUGUGGCAUCGACCUUCUCGGAGUAUUUGACGCGCAGGCUGCUGGAAGAAGGUGCCGACCCACGGAAGAAGACAUUGGAGGGACUGACGCCACUGCACUUGGCUGCUAGGUCGAGGCAGACAAACACACUUGGCAUCUUGCUGGCCUGGCUCAAGGCCGAGGUGGACGAAGCGACAGCUCUAGAGCUACUCAACGCGUGUGACCGUAUGAAUAGGUCGGCUCUUUACUACGGCUGUGCCUCCGGCCGCGUCGAGACGGCGCAGAUGCUCUUAGAUGCCGGUGUUGUUGUUGAUACAGAUUCAUACGUCGGGUCUCCUUGGGAUGGCUGUAUCGCGCUUCAGGACGAAGAGGCUGCGAAGUGGCGGCGGAGUUCUGCUGGGAUUGAUCACUUAGACUCUGAGCCCGAUGGUGCUGGAGUCUUCAUCCCUGACACGAUGCGAACGAAACUUGACUUGGAGGGGACGGGCUUCCACAGGCGGUUUCCCUUCACUCAUGAGCGUCUCGACGAGAUCAUAGACCUUCUUGUCACUAAUGGAUCCGCCAGCGGAGCUCGCUACAUUGAUCAGGCUAUAUCAUCGGCAGUAGAGAAGCAGUUCGAUCACGCUACGGAAUGCCUGUUGCGCGCACGCGAACGUUUGGGCAGCAAGGAAGGGUACAAGCUCGACGACGAAACGUCUGCCCGCCUCUCGCAGAGGAACGACGCUCCAUUGCCCUCAGAUCUUCCGUACGGCGAGUCCCUAGUGAUUGUACUCAUGGGUCGUCGGCAAUAUUCCCUUGCUACCAGAGAGAUUCUUCAACAUGUUGAGUCCAUGUUGGGCGAGGACAAACUCCACAAGGACUAUUCGAUGCAUCACGGCACCAUACUGCACUGUCUCGUCGCGGGCGGCUUCGCAAGUAUUCUUGACCAAGUGGCUCGUCCUGAAGCUAUUCAGGCGAUAAGAGCUCGAGAGGAUAGCGGCCCGAUUCCGCUACUUGUAGAGGCGUGCCAGCGAGAGUGGUGGAACAUGGAUGUUGUUCGCCUGCUGGUCGAGACGAAAGGCGCUGACCCAAGUGCCACUGCGCUCGCCCUGCGUAAAUCCGGAUAUGGAUAUGGCCUCAAAGCCAGAGGUCCGACUGCACUACACAUACUUAUCCGAGGCGGACGCUGGUGGCAGACGAACGAGGCGCUCCCCUAUCUACUCAGGAAGGGAGCGGACGUGGAAGGGCGUGACGAACGUGGCAUCACACCGCUGGGCGCCGCACUGGAAGCAAUCAAUGGUCCACACUUCAAUAGAAAGACUGUCGAGAUGCUCUUGCAAUUCGGUGCCGAUCCGAAUGCUGUCGAUAACCGAGGCCAGACUUGCCUAUCCCGUGUUGGAGGCAACAUGGACAUCUAUCAGCUGCUCAUUCGCCACGGGGCAACCAUCUCCCCUUCUACCAUGGUGAGCGCCAUCAACCGUCAAGAUGUUACGCUUCUCGAGGCUCUACUCGCUAGUGGUGUGGACCCUAACUUGCGCAAACCCGGCAAGGAAGUUCCGGCAUGGGUGUCGCCAGAUGGACGAACCCUCAGGCCUCAUCGUUCAGAUCCCGGAGAGCCUCUAGAACAGUACCCUAUUGAGUUGCUCACCGCGAAGGAAGGCGACGACAAGAGAGACAAACGGGUGUCCGAAAAGAUGCUCAAGCUUCUCCUGGACCAUGGAGCGAAUCCGUCGGCACGAUAUGAAACGACGACAGUGAUGCAUCGACUUAUUCACCAGGGCCCGAUGAUUAGAGCUUAUCUCGAUGGCAAGAGCCAGCUCCUCAAGAUUUUGCUGCAGAAUCCGAACUUGGAUAUGGAAGCACGCGAAGAUGACUCUGGGAUGACUCUCCUCUUGUCCGCAUGCUCCAGAGGAAGGAUUUUUGUCCCCCCGACGCAAUCAGAGAAGCCGACGUUAAUUCAGCUGCUUCUCGAGGCGGGAGCCAACGUCCGAGCGAGGGACAACAAGGGCAGAACUGCCUUGCACAUUCUCCUUGCAGCCGAUUCAUAUCUCCGCACACAUAAGAAUCCAGAUGUCAGCCGUAUCAUCGCAGCAGCUCCAGAGCUAGUCCAUGUUGCGGACAAUGAGGGUAGAACGCCGUUGCACGCCGCCUUCCACCAAAAUAUAGACACCAGGCAUGUGUACGAGUUGAUCGAGGCCGGGGCAAACGUUCAAGCCUCGGUGAAGUCGACGGGCGACACGUUAUUGCAUUUGCUAUUCCAACAAACGUGGGUCAUAGGCUUAGAUGGAGAGGUGAAGGUGGGCAGAAAGAUCUACUACGACCCAGAGCCAGUCUGUGAUGCGGCUGUCAUCAAACAUGAAAAGCAGGAUAAUCUUUUCCGUGGUCUCCUCGCUAUGGACGUAGACGUGAAUGCCCAGAACAACCAAGGAGAGACGCCGAUAUUCACUUUCCUCCGGGACGCCGAGGUGUUCGCCAGGGUGACGGACAAUAACGAGAUCCGCCGGGAUUCUGCGCAACCUAUAGCACACGACAGAUUUAGAAAGGAACUGUACAGAAAGCAGGCGGCGGUUGAGCGGGAAUACCUCAUCUGGCAGCUCUUCGACGACGUAGGUUUGGACUGGACAGUAACGAACUGCAAAGGAGAGACGCUGCUGCAUGUCGUCGCGGCGUCAAAGAUGGACCCGAACACGCGAGUGAAGCGCUUUGAGUUUCUGGUUGGAAAGGGUCUUGAUCCUAUGCAAGAGAAUAGAGACCACCAUACGCCGCUGGAUGUUGCGGCGGCUCUGGAGUGUGAUGACAUUCUGGCACUCUUUAGAACUUGAGUAUACUAAUAUCUAUAUCUGGCUUCUAAAUUAACUUUCGCUAGCGGU